GGAGCUGAGACCUUCAGGUCUGCGCAGCCCUGGGCAGACGUCACUUUUUCCUUGGGCUGCUCGGGGCUGUCAGCUCCUGGAGGUGGAGUGGGGAACCUGAAUACCUCCCUCUGUUCCUCGGCCUGCCGUUUCCUUCCUCCUCCUCCUCCUCCUCCCUGGCGCUGUGCUGACUCGGUGCUCGCUGGGCUCCAUGCGGGGCGAGCGAAGGGAUCCCGUCCUCCUUUAGCUCCGGGUGAGCCGGACUCACACUGAAGCCGUCGUGGUGCCUGCUGUCCGGGCGCUAUGCAGUCGGCCCCUGCCUGCCUGCAUGCACUGCUCAUCACUGCCGCGCUCAUCUCCGCCUGCAGCUCAGACUUGACUCCCCGUUUUACUUCUGAGCCCAUCUCUGCUGUCCAGAAGCCCGGUGGUCCCGUGGUGCUGCACUGCUCUGCUGAGCCCCCGUCAGCACACAUCUCCUGGCUGCUGGAUGGGGAGCCGCUGGGCAGCGGGCUGCAAGGGGUGGAAAUCCAGCACGGGUCUCUGAGCAUCGCCUCCCUGAGCCCAGCCACAUCUGGCCGCUAUCAGUGCGUGGCCAACAGCAGCGCGGGCGCAGUUCUGAGCAGGGCUGCGGUGGUGUCAAUAGGCAGUCUGGCUCACUUUGACCCAUCACUGACGCCGGUUGUGGUGGCGGAGGAAGGAGGAACGGCGCUUAUCAGCUGCACGGUGCCACACAGCAACCCCAGAGCUCAGAUCCGAUUCCGGGUGCGGGGGAAGUGGCUGCUGCGUUCUGCAGAUAAGUACCUAAUUCUCCCGUCGGGAAACCUGCAAAUCCUCAAUGUGUCCAUGGAGGACAGGGGGUCCUACAGGUGUGCUGCCUACAACCCUGUCACUCACGACCUCAGAAUAGAACCCACCGGGAGGAAACUCGUUGUCACACGCUCCUCCUCUGCACAGCCCCGCAUCCUGCACCCCCAGCAGCCACAGGUUCUGUCUGUGCUGCAGAGCAGCCCACUGACCCUGGAGUGUGUGGCUGCAGGGCUGCCUAUGGCUGCUGUGCGCUGGGAGAGGGACGGCCGCGAUGCGCUGCAUGGGGGCAGGUGGGCCCUGCAGCACUCCCACCUGGUGACCGAUGGGCUGCAGCCGGAGGACUCCGGGAACUACUCCUGUGUGCUGGAGAGCGGGCUGGGGGAGCUGGUGUACGCCAACUACUCGCUCACUGUGCUGGAACCUGCCUCAAUUUCCCAAGGACUGCAAGACGAGACCGUGGCCGUCGGCACGACGGUGUCUUUGCAGUGCGCUGCCCACGGGACGCCCUCUCCAUCACUGAGCUGGCUGCACAAUGCUGCGCCCCUCCAUCCAUCCCCGCGGCAUUUCCUGCUGGGGGGCAGCCUGCAGAUCCAUGGUGUCACCAUGCAGGACGCCGGUGUGUACCAAUGCAUGGCAGAUAACGGCGUUGGCUUUGCGCAGUCGGCCGGGAGGCUUCGUGUGCUGCCAGAAGCUGACCCAAAAGCAGAAGAAAUGGCUCUCACAGAGACUGCCCAGGGCGAUGAAAGCCGCAGCGAUUCCGGCGUGGAAGAGGUGAUUCCCAGCUCACCUCCAACAGAGCUGCGUUUGGACACGGCUGCGACAGAGAAGCCGUGGGGCAGCAUUUCCCCCCCCGAGGCGCCCAUCAUCCUCAGCCCCCCGCAGACACUCAGCCCAGACAUGUACACCUUGGUGUGGCGGUCGGGACGGGAUGGCGGGCUGCCCAUCAACGCGUACUUUGUGAAGUACCGCAAGCUGGAUGACGGUGUGGGCUCCGCUGGGGGUUGGCACACGGUGCGUGUCCCAGGCAGCGAGAAUGAGCUGCGGCUCAGCGAGUUGGAGCCCUCCAGCCUCUACGAAGUGCUGAUGGUGGCCAGGAGCGCGGCCGGUGAAGGCCAGCCUGCCAUGCUGACAUUCCGCACCAGCAAAGAAAGAACGUCAUCCUCAAAGAACACACAGGCUCCUUCUCCACCGGUGGGCGUCCCAAAGCUCCCCAUUGUCCAUGAAGGGACCAACAACUUUGGCGUGGUGCUCCCUGAUGUUCCUCGGCACAGUGGAGUUCCAGAAGCUCCCGACCGUCCCACCAUCUCCACCGCAUCCGAAUCCUCCGUCUACGUCACCUGGAUUCCCCGAGCCAACGGGGGCUCCCCCAUCACAGCCUUCAAGGUGGAGUACAGGCGGGUGGGCCGCAGCAGCGACUGGCUGGUUGCAGCCGACAGCAUUUCUCCUUCCAAGCUGUCCGUGGAGGUUCGCAGUUUGGAGCCAGGAGAGAUGUAUAAGUUCCGUGUGAUCGCUGUGAACAACUACGGGGAGAGCCCCCGCAGCGCCGCGUCCCGCCCCUACCAGGUCGCGGGCUUCACCCACCGCUUCUCCAGCCGCCCCAUCGCCGGGCCCCACAUUGCUUACACUGAAGCCAUCAGUGACACUCAGAUCAUGUUGAAGUGGACGUAUAUUCCAGCCAGCAACAACAACACUCCUAUCCAUGGCUUUUACAUCUACUACCGCCCCACAGACAGCGACAAUGACAGCGACUACAAGAGGGAUGUUGUGGAAGGCACAAAGCAGUGGCACCUGAUAAAUCACCUGCAGCCAGAGACCUCAUACGACAUAAAAAUGCAGUGCUUCAAUGAAGGUGGUGAAAGCGAGUACAGCAACGUGAUGAUCUGCGAGACGAAGGUGAAGCGCAUGCCAGGAGCAUCUGAAUACCCAGCAAAGGAGCUGAGCACCCCACCCAGCCCCCCCGAGCGGGCAGGGGGCAGCGGGGGCCCCUCUUCUGGUCCAGUGCGCAGCAGUGACAUGCUGUACCUGAUCGUGGGCUGCGUCCUGGGCGUCAUGGUCCUCAUCCUCAUCGUCUUCAUCGCCAUGUGUCUGUGGAAGAACCGCCAGCAGAACGCCAUGCACAAGUACGACCCUCCUGGCUACCUGUACCAAGGGGCAGAGCUCAGCGGGCAGAUGAUCAAAUACACCACCCUGCCCGGCACCAGCCGCGUCAAUGGCAGCGUCCACAGCAGCUUCCUGAGCAGCAGCACUGGCAGUGCCUGCCCCCACCACCACAAAGCGGCCGCUGGGCUGGAUGGGGCCGUGAAUGGAGGAGUUGGGCUGCACAGCAGCUCCCUGCCCGGCGCACAUCUGGACUGUGAGCGUGCCCAGCACCUGGUCAAUGGUGCAGGGCUGUGUGCUGCGCUGCCGCAGGCAGAACCCCCCGAGUGCAUCAGCUGCAGGAACUGCCACAACAACAACAGGUGUUUCACCAAAACCAACGGCACUUUCAGCAGCAGCGCGCUGCCCGUCAUGCCCAUCGUCGCACCUUACCAGCAGGACAGCCUGGAGAUGAAGCCCCUGAGCCACAUCAUGGUGGCCAUGUGUUUGGCCUCCGGCGUCCCCGAGCACGGCGGGAGGAUGGAGGAGGACAGCGUGGAGACAGCAGAGCAGCCCCCCAGCCCCCAGCCCUGCUGCAGGGGCAGCGCCGGGCCGCUCUGCCUGCAGUAUUCUGAUGGUGACAGCUGCGUGCUCUCAGAGACACCAAACCACGUUCUGAGCUGGAGCCCGCUGGUUCUGCAGCCUGUGCCCAAGGACUGCAGGGACAAACCAGGCUGGACUGCGACACUGUGUGGUUCUGGGCAGCCCCCACUGCAGGAGAGCUGAGGGGAGCACUGGAGGGACUGAUGGAGGGGCCUUAAUUAUAACAGAGAGAGUCACUAUUUAUUUUUUGUAGUAGUGUCAUAUGAAUGUACCUUGUUUUUAAAUGGUUGCCUUUUUAUAUUAUUUAUGCCUUGAGAUUCCUGGAUUUUUUUUUCCCCCCAUGCACCGUGAAACUGGCCUGGUUCUGUGUAUAUAAACAAACAAAGAUUGGUAAUAAUAUAAAGAACAACGAUGGGAGAUGUGCAGUGUGUGUUCAUGGAGAGGCUUUGGUGCUGCAUUGGGUGCUGUGGGUGCAGGAGCUGCAGUGCCCGGCAGGCAGAGCUGUGUUGUGCUGCACUCAGGCUGGGAGUGGACAGAAGGGGAUAAGCAUCGCUUGGCUGUGCUGCUCCUUGCAGCAGGUGGAGAUGCUGCUGCCUUCACUGCAGCGUCGGGUUUUUGGUGGUGAGUUUUUUCCUUUUCCUUCCAAAUUGAAUCAGUCGAAGCGAUGAAGCUGUGCUCAUAAAGGCACUGUCCCAAACGCAGCGUGCAGUCCUGGUGCUGAGUGCCUUCAUCACCAUCACAGCUGCCCCACAGCCACACGUGCAGUGAGGGGGGUUGUGGGGCUGCAGGUGCAGCUCUGAGAGCCCGACCCCAAGCUCUGUCCCCACUGAAUGUCAGCUCUGUGUGCAGCAGGAGGUACAUACAACGUGCCUUAUAAACAGAGCCCUUAAUGAGAACGUGUUGGCUCAGAGCUGGGCUACCACGCGAUUCUGGUUGGUGCUUUAUACCCAGAGCCUGGCAGUGAUGCUGUGCUGUGUAACCUGGUUUCUCCCCUCUGCAUGCUUUAGUUUUCAUGUUUGCAAGACUCAGCGCGUACCAGGGGGAGGCGAAGUGACCCGGCCAAGCACCACGUGAGGGCAGUUCCCUUCCCCGGAUUUCUGCUCUUUCUUGAUGCCAACACAGGACGGAGCAGGUCUGGUGUCCGAUGGAGCGGGGCAGGCAGCGAUGGAUGGGGAGGCUGCGAUCUGCCCCGUUAGCAGCACCUCCCUGCAGGCCGCUUUAUUUAUAGUGAGUGACACUGUUUUAAGUGUUUGUCUUCCAUUUACCGUGUUUUACUUUAAAAUGUGCCUGAGCUCUGCCUUGGCUGUAGGGUUUCAGUGUCCCACCUCCAUGUGCCCAGCUCCGAAUCUCCCGCUGGUCCUAUGGGAGCGCUCCACCUUCAGGCUGGAAAAGAGCUCUGCUCUGCUUUGUCUGCCCAGACCCCAUCCCUCCCCGUGGCUCUCCUCCCCUUCCCAGAACCAGCAGCGAGCUCUGCUGGGCUCCCUGUGCCUUGCAGCUCCCAGCCCCGAGUUCCACAACCCCGUGUGUAUCAGCCCCUUUUCUCCCCAUCUUUGGGCUUUUAGAGGAAAAAAACAAAGGGACAAACCUCUCUGCAUUCCUCCAUGUACCCCUGAGUGCAUCACUGCUGUUCUGAGCUCCAGAUGUGCUUGUUGGCAUAUGGGUAAAUACACUCUAUUUUCCGAAGAAGAUGUAAUAUUUCUUUGGGAAUUGCACAUGUGUUGGAAUGAUGUAGUUGUUGUGUGUUGGUUUUUUGUUGCUGUUUUUGGUGGUUUGAUGAAUAUUAAAGUGAAUGCUGCUGCUC
Molecule: messenger RNA, 5266 nt
Organism: Coturnix japonica (Japanese quail)
Lineage: Eukaryota; Metazoa; Chordata; Aves; Galliformes; Phasianidae
Gene: CDON
Product: cell adhesion associated, oncogene regulated
Biological process (GO): nervous system development; cell-cell adhesion
Molecular function (GO): protein binding
Source: RefSeq, a predicted model, not a curated record